This is a messenger RNA of Bemisia tabaci, 3947 nucleotides long. RefSeq lists its product as uncharacterized. Gene Ontology annotation, cellular component: nucleus. Lineage: Eukaryota; Metazoa; Arthropoda; Insecta; Hemiptera; Aleyrodidae. Gene Ontology annotation, molecular function: RNA polymerase II cis-regulatory region sequence-specific DNA binding; DNA-binding transcription activator activity, RNA polymerase II-specific. The record is from RefSeq and is a predicted model, not a curated record. Gene Ontology annotation, biological process: regulation of transcription by RNA polymerase II.
AUUUUCGUGUAAUAAAAUCGUGAAUCGUGAAUUCGUAAUAAUUUUUACGUUUUUCUCUUAGUUACAAAUUGCUGAGUUUUCUUUCCAACAUGGCCUGAUUUUCGUCUUUUCAAGGAUGAGCCCCUAGGGGACUAUGUAUCCUAGUAUAAAGUUGGUGCGAAUAUUUCAUCAUAAUAUUGUCCAAUUUGUGUAGCUUCCAAACCAAAUCCCACGCAGAAUGGCAUCAAUAUUCUUUAGUGACCUUAGUGGUGUUGAAAGCGAGGCAGGCUUGUCAAUGCAAUCACUUCUUGACACUCAGAGCUCUACUGAUCAUCUGGGGAGUGGUUCAGAUUCUGUUACUGACCCCUGUCAUGCAAAUAAUAUCGUUUGUACAGAUUUAUCAUUGGAUGAAUGCGAUGUCUUCCAGUGUGGAAAGUGUCAAAAACUUUUCACCUCAUUUGCUCAGUUCAUCAACCAUAAGAAGCUCCAUGGAUCUGGCGGGGUAGGAGGAAAUGAUAAAACCAGUCUGGCAGAAUCGGUGAUCCUAAGUGACACUGACAUCCUGUCUUUUUCCAUCGACCAAAAUGAUUUAAAUUCUCAUGUAUUAACAGCGGUUCCGGCUCAUUCCCUCUUCCCCUCCAGUGACUCAGAAAUCACAAGCCUUCAGAUGAAUCCAGCUGAGAAUUCCUUGACAGAAAACAUUUUUGCUACCCAGAUGGAGAGUGAUAAAGGAGAAGUGCUUUUCAACGAGCCGUCUACCACAAAUCAAAUUUUUGUUACAUCUGAAGAUAGCAACUUCCUAUCCAGUUCUCCGCUACUAUCUGCGAUCCAAACAAAUGCCUUAGGCGAAAGAACGGUGGCUGUUUCAAUCGUUGAAGUCAUACAAGAAGGUGAUAAUUCUACACUAAAUUCCAUUCCGGGAAUGGAAACUAGUGCAGACACAAGUAGCUUGGAGGGGAAAAAGCAGCUUUGUCCUUUCUGUAGCAAGCCCUUCCUCUCAAAAGUUGACCUAGACUUUCACGUACAGUCUCACACCGGUCCACGCCCGUACCUAUGCAUUGUUUGCACAAGGACCUUCACGCAGAAAGCAACUCUCCGCAAACAUAUGAAAUCGCACAAAGUCUGGCCAAAGGACUUAUCUGGAGCUGCUGAAGCGAAUCGAUGCCAGUUUUGUGCGGAGGCAUUUGCCAGUCCCUCUGAAUUGAAGUCGCACCGUUUGAAGCACUUGGACCAGAAAGUUUACUGCUGCAGCCAGAAAGACUGUGAAUGGACCUCACCUGAUCUGAACACGUUCCUCAAUCAUGUAACAUCACACGAGGUGUUCGGCUGUCAUGUCUGUAAACAGAGUUUCUCCUCAUUGGACAAUCUGAACGUCCAUCAAUACAUAGAACAUGAGCAAGGAAAACUAAGUCCCAAGCAACAGGUGGUUGUUGAAGUAGUACCUGAAAAAUCAGGAGCCGGCUCAGACUUAAAUAGUGCCAAAAGUGAGGUCUGUGAAAAAAAACAGUUAAAAUGCCCCUACUGCAACAAAGUGUUAAAUAAAAACUUUGAUCUGGAGCAACACAUUCGAUCACACACCGGUGAACGGCCUUUCCAAUGUAUUGUUUGCGGGCGUGCCUUCGUACAAAAGUCGCACGUCAAGAAACACAUGGCAUCGCACAAAGUCUGGCCGAUGCCAAUCACAACUCUAGUCAAAAGUGAAGUUCUCACCGAUUCCCGCAAACCAAAUGCCAUGAGCCAGUCUUACGGAUGCCAAUUCUGUUCUGAGGUGUUUCUAACUUUUCGAGAACUUAAAGUCCACAGAGUUUCACAUGCAGAUCGCAAAGUCUACAAGUGCAUUCAAAAUGUGUGCGAGUGGACUUCACCUGAUCUUGAUGCGUUUCUGGAGCACUUGUCAUUCCACGAUGAAGAUGCUAAGUACAACUGCCACAUUUGUCACAAAGUGUUCACGUCUCUGGACGACUUUGGUAUUCACCAGUAUUACCAUGAGAUAUCGCCAGGACAAGCUCCAGGUAAGAAUUUCAGGUGCAAAAAAUGCAAACGGAAGUUCAUGUCUUCAGAGCUUCUGAAACAGCACAUGCAACGAGAUACACACCGACAUUUGUGUCAGUUUUGCAACCGCGUGUUUGUUGCGGAACGGUUUCUACGGAAGCAUUUACUCAUCCACGCGGAAGAUUUCCAGUACGAGUGUGAAACAUGCAAGAAAAAAUUCAAGACGCCACAGUACCUGGAUAGGCACAUGAGCGUCCACUCUUCUAGCAUGCCAUACCCUUGCCCACGGUGCCCGAUGAAAUUCAAACGCAAAGACCGGCUGAGCCGGCACUUGCUUCUCCAUGAAGGGGUGAAGAAAUACAAAUGCUCUUUUCGAGGUUUGCUCGGCUGUGAUAAAGAGUUCUACCGAAAGGAUAAACUCAAAGACCACAUUCUUACACACUAUAAGAGUGACCGCACUGUCUGUGAUAUUUGUGAUAAAGAUUUUAAACGCUUUUCGGCCCUGAUGAAACAUCGGCAAAUUUGCGCUGCGAACCGAGAGAAUAACGGAGAUGAGGAGUCUGAAGGCCCACCACCUGCCAAGUCUUCAAAGCCCAAGCAGCAUAAGGACUCCUUUUCCAAAGCAAAAUGUUUUGACGAGACUGAAGUAUCUCCGGAUAAUGAUAACGUUCCUACAAUCGAAAUCGUUGUGAUGCCUGUCAACAAGAGCACUCGUAUGAGCCGUAAUUUAGCAUCUAUUCAGCUGAGCGCUCUGAAUAGUGAGCAGCUAAGUAAGAUUUUUGUCACAGAAGCAUCAAGCGCUGGUAACUCUGAAUCCACUGACAGUGGUUCUUCAUGAAGACCAUCUAGUGGCAGUAUAAUUAUACUAUUCUCUCAUCAGAGCUUACAAUUGUAGAUUCUAGUUAGCUAUGCAUCUAAGCAUCGUUCAAACUUUAUACUUUUGAGACCUAAAAAUUAUUUUGAAACUUUUUUGUAUCGCUCUGCAGUUAUUUUUAUAAAAUUAAGAGGUAUCUUUCAGUGCAAACCUAUCAACAUGGAGUUAACUAGUAUGAAAUGACUAUUUAGUGUAUUAACCAAUUCUUAUAGCAUUGUUGUAUUUAUUUGUUUCUUUAUUUAUAAUUUACACCCCUACCCACUCUACAAUAUAUUUGUUUGAGUUCAAUUUUUGAUAAUACACUUUAUUUUGACGCAAUACAGGAUAAGGUUUCGAUUAUUUUAGGUUUUAUUGCUUAUGUUUGAGGUUUAGACUCACUCUUCUUUGUGUCUUUUUGUUAAUUGUGUUUUUUUGUAUUUUGAGAAAAUGGUAGAGGAUUCCUGCGCCUGGUUUUUGUGUUUUCUAUCCCUGAAUUCUUACUUCUGAAUUCGUACUUUUCCAAUUUAAUUGAAAGUAAUGUUUAUUUGGAGCCAGCAUACGGCUAAAAUCGAUUUUUUUUACAUGAUACUUGAGAUUUUUACUUGAAUUGUGCGCAUAAAAGUGAAAGUUUAAACUUCAAAAUUAUUGUUCACGCACCUUUUCUCCUUUUAUUUUUACUAUUAGAAGGUUCUUUAGCAAAUGGAUAUGGAUAAAUGAAUAGCAAUGAACUUGAUAAAAAUACAUUUCUAACUUGAACCAAUAGUCCUCAAUCAGAGAAAGCAGGCAGCAACAGUGCUUUUAAGACUUAGACUAACAAUUAUACAUCAUUUCCGCUUAGUGUCAGCUUGUUAAAAUCAACAUGGUCUUGCUUAUUCUGUAAAAAGGAGAAGUGAAUCAAGUGGUUUUAAUUCAAAUAAAAUGUAAACUUUAUGAUUACUAGUUGGCGACAGAAGUGAAAAAGCACAUAACUGUUAUAUUCUUUAAUUUUUCAUCAAAGUGAUUUAAUUUAUUUUCAAACAAAUGUACAUCAUGUUCCACAGAUCUUUAAUUGAGUACAAAUUCUCAAAAUAUUUGAAUUUGUACCUAUUUCAAGAUCAAUAAAUUUGUUGAUUGUUAUCCUGUU